Pyrus x bretschneideri (Chinese white pear) is the source of this 2372-nucleotide messenger RNA. RefSeq names its product mannosyl-oligosaccharide 1,2-alpha-mannosidase MNS1. Gene Ontology annotation, biological process: carbohydrate metabolic process; N-glycan processing. The record is from RefSeq and is a predicted model, not a curated record. Gene Ontology annotation, molecular function: calcium ion binding; mannosyl-oligosaccharide 1,2-alpha-mannosidase activity. The coding region runs from base 110 to 1834 and encodes 574 amino acids. The transcript has 14 exons. Gene Ontology annotation, cellular component: endoplasmic reticulum; Golgi membrane. Lineage: Eukaryota; Viridiplantae; Streptophyta; Magnoliopsida; Rosales; Rosaceae.
UUUCCCAGUUUGGCAACCAAUCAAACUCCCUCAUUUCUCCCUCGAAUCUCACUCUCUCUCUUUUUUUGUAUUUUUUGGCUUUCUUAUUUAUUUAAAAAAUUAAAUAAAAAUGCGAAAGAAAUCAUCAUCUUCUUCGUCCUCAUCACUGCCGUCGCAAUCGUUGUGGCGGAGAUGGUGGAGAUAUCUUCACCCGCGGUAUCACCUGAAGAGGUCGCAGCUGUUGCCACUCAUCGUCCUCUCCUUCGUCGCCCUCACAUGGCUGCUCUCUGCCCUCCAAUCGCUCACCGGAGACCACCAGGUAGCGGUGUCGAGGUUGAAUAAGGAUCUCAAAACUUUAAAGAAUCAGCUAGAGAGUGUGAAGAAGCAUUUAAGAGGUUGGAGCAUUGUUGAGGAAGAUGAUGAUCCCCUCAAUUUCGAACGGAGAAAGGCAGUUAAAGAUGCUAUGAUUCAUGCCUGGACUUAUUACGAGAUGUAUGCAUGGGGUCAUGAUGAACUCAAGCCACAGACAAGAAAUUCCGUUGAUAGUUUUGGCGGCCUUGGUGCCACUCUAGUGGAUUCUCUUGAUACAUUGUAUAUAAUGGGUCUUGACCAGCAAUUCCAAAGAGCUAGAGAGUGGGUUGCAAACUCAUUGAAUUUCAACAAGAAUUAUGAGGCUAGUGUUUUUGAGACAACCAUAAGAGUUAUAGGCGGACUUCUUAGCGCGUAUGAUCUCUCUGAUGACUACAUUUUCCUUGAAAAGGCAAGAGAUAUUGCAGAUAGGUUGCUUCCUGCAUGGAAUACACCUUCCGGAAUCCCCUAUAACAUAAUAAACUUGAUGUAUGGGGAUGCCAAGAACCCUCGGUGGACAGGGGGAAAUAGUAUUCUGGCAGAUGCUGGUUCAGAGCAGCUUGAAUUUAUUGCUCUAUCUCAAAGGACGAAAGAUCCCAAGUACCAGCAGAAGGUGGAAUAUGUCAUCAAAGAGCUUCAUAAAAUAUUCCCCACUGAUGGAUUGCUUCCCAUAUAUAUCAAUCCUCUCACUGGAGAAACUUCAUACUCAAAAAUUACAUUUGGUGCCAUGGGUGAUAGUUUUUAUGAAUAUUUACUUAAGGCUUGGAUACAAGGGAACAAAACUGAAGCAGUAAAGAACUACAGAGAAAUGUGGGAGACGUCAAUGAAAGGUCUGAAAAGCUUGAUUCGGAGGACGACGCCAUCCUCAUUUGCAUAUAUAUGUGAGAAGACUGGAAACUCACUGUAUGAUAAGAUGGAUGAGUUAGCUUGCUUUGCUCCUGGCAUGUUAGCUUUAGGAUCUUCUGGCUAUGUCCCUGAUGAAGCUGAAAAGUUUUUAUCCCUUGCUGAAGAGCUUGCAUGGACAUGUUAUAACUUCUACCAGAGGACUCGUACAAAAUUGGCUGGAGAGAACUAUUUCUUCCCAGCUGGACAGGACAUGACUGUUGGAACAUCGUGGAGCAUUUUGAGGCCAGAGACAAUUGAGUCACUGUUUUACCUAUGGCGUUUCACUGGGAACAAAACUUACCAAGAAUGGGGUUGGAAUAUUUUCCAAGCGUUUGAAAACAACUCUAGAGUAGAUUCAGGAUACAGUGGGCUGAAAGAUGUGAGUACAGGCGAGAAAGAUGAUAUGAUGCAGAGCUUCUUCCUUGCAGAAACGCUCAAGUAUCUCUAUCUCCUAUUCUCGCCUCCAUCAUUCAUCUCUUUGGAUGAAUGGGUAUUCAACACAGAAGCACACCCUCUAAGGAUCAUGGAUCGACAUGCUAGUGGAGAGAGUGAUAGUACAACUGAACAAGACAGAUUACCUGAAACAUUCCAAGGCAGGAAAGGACGGUCAGGAUCUACUUAGUUCCCAUACUUAAUAAACUUCAAGUCCUUCAGGGUCCCCCUUUCAACCAUAUAUAACGUCCCGGCCAUAUUCAACUGUGUUUGGGUAUUCAACAGCAUUAGUUGCUUGAACUUGAUACUGAAGGCAGUCGAGCAAGUCAAUUGUGAGAGGUGACGGUGAAAUGGCUGUGCUGGAAACAGAUGGGGACCGUCUUUCUGUUGCUGCUUGGUAUGUAACAAUAGAUUGGAAAUAUUAGGAUGGAUUCAAAUUCUCUGUAUUUUUCUCUGCUGACAAUGUGCUAUGGCCAAGGCACAUGAUGUUAUUCCAGCCUUGAAUCUCUUUCCCAUAUAAACCCUAAAUAUAUCCUCCUACCGUACAUUUAAACGAUCUUGUUUUGGCCAUAAGCAUUGUAUCUUCGGAGAAAAUUUGAAUUGAAGGUCCUAUUUCUGUUAGAAUUUUGUACAAACAUUUCUGUAGUAGCAGAGAUCUACAUCUCAGGAUCAGAAAUUUAUAAGGAUGUCAUGUAAUAAACAUCCGGUUAACUACAUUGUAUGCUGAA